Messenger RNA from Anisakis simplex (herring worm), 3024 nucleotides. NCBI's taxonomy places the organism in Eukaryota, Metazoa, Nematoda, Chromadorea, Rhabditida, Anisakidae. The record is from the annotation of a GenBank genome assembly.
AUGUCAUCCGACGGUGAUGUAACAACGGAAGAUGCCAUCAGAGUGGUCGUUAGGUUGAGGCCGCCCAUACAAAGAGAAAAUAUGUUCAAAACAAAUUGGUGUGCCCCAUGUGGGCAGUCAAUUCAGAGAACAGAUGGAAAAGAGAGUUACACGUUCGAUCAUGUUUACGAUGCUAUGUCGCGUACUGAAGACGUCUACACCGGUUGUGUUCAGGAAGUAGUUAAGUCGGCAAUGUCUGGUUAUAAUGCUACUAUAUUUGCGUAUGGUCAAACUGCAUCUGGUAAAACUUAUACCAUAUUUGGUGAUAAAUAUAACGAUGGUGUUGUGCAGAUGGCUGUCGAUACUAUCUUUUCUACCAUUGAAUCGGGUGGAUCAAGACGUUAUUUAUUGCGUAUGUCGUGUGUAGAGAUCUACAAUGAACGCGUUCGUGAUUUAUUAUCAGAUCGUACUGAUUUGGCUCUGCUUGAAAUAAAGGGAAAUGUUGUUGUUAGUGGCAUUGUUGAGGAGGUGAUUACUGAUCGUUCUGCAGUGGACUUAUUAAUUCAAGCUGCUUUUGAACGUCGUGCAGUCGGUGAAACGUCUAUGAAUGAGCUGUCAUCUCGUUCUCAUGCGAUACUUCGUUUCAUCAUUGAGAGUUAUGAUGACAAGCCGCAGAAGGACAGCACUGCUUCGUACAUAGCUUAUUUGAAUAUAGUUGACUUGGCUGGCAGUGAGAAUGCUGAGCAAUCUGGCAAUGAAGAGAUUCGCAUACGUGAAGGUUCUAAUGUCAAUCGCAGUUUAUUCACAUUAUCAAGAGUAAUUUCACAACUCACAUCCAAAAGUUCAUACGUGAGCUUCCGUGAUUCGAAAUUAACUCGCCUUUUAAAGACGUCACUGGGAGGUAAUUCAAAGACGUUGAUCAUCUGUACUGCAUCACCAGUUGCACUCACCGAAACUUCGCAAGCACUUAAGUUUGCAUCUCGAGCCAAACGCGUGAAGAAUAAACCGAUGAAGAAUAAAAUGACAGAUGACGCUCUUCUUUCCAAAUAUCUUCGUACUAUUGAGGAGCUUCGACGACAACUCGAGGAGAACCAAAGAGUAGAGCAUCAUGAGCGUGAUCUCGAAGCACAAAAUGAGCAGUUGAAUGCGGAGGUGAGACAGUUGAGAGGUUGUAUUCUUAGUGGGCAGCAUCAACAGCAGCAACGAGUAUUAUCCGUUGUUGAUGAAAACAAGUGGCGUCGAGCUAGAAGACAGACAUGGGGCGGUGGUGCUCGAGCCGCUUAUCGAAUGAGACUUUCACCCACGUUCGGACGACUAAACAACUACCACAAGAAUAUAAUCGGAUCACCAAUACAGGAAGAAACGACAUCGUGUACUAGUGCUCGCUCAUCGAUUGAUAACGCGGAAAAUGAGUGUGUAAACAAGAUGAAUGUGUCAACUUGUAAUGAAUUGGUUGAGAAUGCGUCACGAAGUAAUCUUACUCAGUACGACACAUCACAAGUGGGUGAUGUAUCGAGAAAGAGCGAUGAUUCCAUGCAAAGAACAUAUGAAUCGUCAGCACUACCCGACAAUGCCAAGAAAGCAUUAGAAAACUACAAAAUGACCAAUAAAUUUCCACUGUCGUCAUUGGUUGCAGUGAGUGAUGAGCCAUUGGCAACAGUUGAUCACUUGGAUACUGCGUUAUCGUUGAGCAGUGACGGCCUUGUAACUGCAACACUCUUGCACUCUCCUAAUACGAACCGAUCCGCUGUAGACUGCAGCACAAAUACACAAGAGUUUUUUGCGAAUGGAAUCAAUUCAUCUACUGAUAAAAUUAAUCGGGCUGAUGCAGUACUCGCUAAUAGUGAAACUGAUAACUCAUUGUCUAAUAAUAGCAGUGAGGAUGAUCGAAAAAGUGAUAAACCAGCUUGUUGGGAUACUGCGAACGAUCAGACUAAAAAUACAAAUCUUUCUGACGGAUUACAACAGUCGAGGACAGUUCAGUGUGCAGGUGAAGAAAAAAAUGAAGACAUUACAUUGAGAAUCACUGAAUCGUGUUCGAAAGAGAAUAUAACUGAAUGUGCAGAUGAUGACGAUGAAGAGGCUCUUACAGCAAUCAGCAAACAAACAGAUGGUGAAACAAAAAUGAAUAUUCGAUAUUCAGACGAUAUUUCUCUUCAUGAAACUUCUGUUAUUGCAUUUAGUACUUGUCAACAAAUAUCAGUGGAUGAAUUACGAGACGAAUUAAAUAGAGAACGAUCAGAAAGAGAAAAAGAACGGAAUGAAUGGCGUGGAAAGGUGGCUGAACUUGAAAGUAGGUUGCAGUCGAUGAGAAGGGUGGAAUUUGAAGAUGGCGAUAAAUCGAGUAAUUGUCCAGAAAACGACGAGAAUAGUCAUCUUCGUGACAUAUUGAUGGAAGGUAAACGAAAAUACGAUGAAUUGAAGAAGAAGAAGACUGAAUUGGAAAAAUGCAAUGAGUGGCUAAAGAAUGAGAUUGAGUUGUUAGAAAAGCGAUGUGACGAAGCUGAUGAAAACGAACAACAGCUGCGCCAUGAGAUUGCUCUCGUUGAUUCCGAAAGACAGAAGUUAUUGGAAGAAUUGCACAAGGAAUUAGGAAGAAGGAAAAAAGAAUCAGAAGCAUCGGGUAAUGUUCUGGAACGAGAAGUUGAGUUGGAGUGUUUGCGUAAUGAAAAGAAACAAUUUGAACAAUUUAUGAAAAAGUUUCAAAGAGAGUUAUCAAAUCGAGAUAAGAAGAUAAGUGCACUGCAAUGUGAACUGAGAAGAGUGACGAACACGAACAAUGCAGAAGAUAUAUCAUUGUCGAUGACAGAAAAAGACGGUCAGGGACUGUUACCUACGCUAUCAGAGAAUACUGUUGCUGCUGUCGGCAUUCAUACUCCCACAGCAGUUUGUAACGCACCGAACCCAUCAAGCAUUCCUCCGUCCGCUCCGAUUAAACAAGCAGCAUUAGCAUCUGCAUCUGUAUUCAGCAAUUCGUUCAAGAUCAAUGGCAACGAUUCUGUGAGUGAUGUUCCUGACGUGCCGACUGAAUGCAAUCAACAAUAA